Molecule: messenger RNA, 795 nt
Organism: Agelaius phoeniceus (red-winged blackbird)
Lineage: Eukaryota; Metazoa; Chordata; Aves; Passeriformes; Icteridae
Source: RefSeq, a predicted model, not a curated record
AUGAGCAAUAAGUAUGUAACCCCCUUUCCGCACCCCAAGCAAAGCCAGGCAGGACCCGAGCGCUUCACUUGGCCGUAUCCCGCCACGGGCCCACCGCCACAGGGUCGCCCGCACCGGCCACGGCCUCCCUGGCCCCGAGGCGGCCUCGCAAAGGAGAAGGGGGCCCGCCCUGGGAUGUGCCAGCGGAGCCGCGACCCUUCGGCCCGGCGGAGACUUCGACGCCCGGUUCGGCCCCGCUGCCCGCUCCAUGCGCCCCGCUCCAUGCGCCUCGCCCCACGCCAGCCCCGCUCACCCCCGCCGCGGCCGGGACCACCCCGAGCACGCCCCGAGGGGCGGAGGGGCCGAAACGCACACGCCGCACCCCCGCCGUGGGCAUCCCGGCCCGGCCGGAAAGGGAGGGGAGCUCGGCGAGAGCAGCCCGGUGAGGGGCGGCCGGCGGCGCCCCCGGCCCGCCACGAGCCGCCCAGGGAGGCGGGGGUGGCGAGGAGGCCCCGGCGCCCUCCCCCGCCGAGCGGAGCCGCCCCCUCGCUGCCGGGCAGCGCCCCGGGGCACCGCCCCCGCCCGCACUCACCCGCCGAGCCCAGCAGCAGCCACAGCAGCCACAUGGCCCCGCGCCGGCCGCCCCGCAAACUUCGGGGCUGCUCCGCCAGUCCGGCCCGACGGAGCCUGCGGCGGGGAGCGGCGGUGCGGGGGCCGGCCCGGGGGAGGGCCCGGGGGUGGCACCGCCGCCGCCGCCCCGCCCCACUGGGCGGCCGUGCCCACCCGCGGCUGCCGCCGCCCGGCCCGCACGGCUGA